CUCAAUAUUAUUAAAAUUUUUCUCGUUUCGCUUCCCACUUUGCUGAAAAAUCUUUCUUUCUUUCCAUCUUAAUCUCUGAGAGUGGUUGAAAAGCGUUGAAAAUGUGAUCUUCAUACUCCAUUUGACUUGAAAUCAAUCGUAUUGAAAGGGAUAAUAGCUCUUGAAUCUCUGAAAAAUGGGAUUCUCCUGUUUAAUUUUGCUUGAUAUAACUUGAAAGUAGAUCUUGCAGACGGAGGAAUGGCUUUUUAUGCUUAGAGGGAAGAUUUAGAGAGCCAGUCUCAUUGGCGGAGAAGCUUUGAAUUAUAGGAAGCAUCGUUUUCCAUAGGGCCCUUUGUUCCGGGAAAGGGCCCUUGGAGUAUACAGAGAGAGAGAGAGAGAGAAAUAGAGAUGAAGAAGUUAUUUGGGAGCCCUGGUACUAUGGGUGGAUUUCUACUGAGAAUAGGACAGUGUUUGUUUGCUGGUGGAUCGAUUUGGGCGAUGGCGUCUGCCUUAAAGUUUAACAACUACACAGCUUACUGUUAUUUAGUUGUUUCAAUGGGGCUUCAAGUACUGUGGAGCUUGGGACUUGCAUGUCUUGAUCUUUAUGCUUUGAGGAUGAAGAGAAACCUUCAGAAUCCUCUCUUACUGAGCCUGUUUGUGGUUGGUGACUGGGUGACAGCAACUCUAUCACUUGCAGCAGCUUGCUCAUCAGCGGGGGUAACGGUUCUGUAUGCAAGGGACUUGGAUUUCUGCAGGGUACAAGCUGAACUCCCCUGUAGCAGGUUUCAAAUCUCCAUAGCUCUGGCUUUUGUUACGUGGUUCCUUGUUGCCAUAUCUUAUGUUGUCAUGUUUUGGCUAGUGGCCUCUGUUUGACUGAACAGUAAUCUUUCUCAUUGUUUACAUUCUCAUACGCACACUGAAUAUAGUUUUCCGUGUAAAUUUUAUUAUUUCUGUAAA
Telopea speciosissima is the source of this 936-nucleotide messenger RNA. RefSeq names its product CASP-like protein 5B2. The transcript is spliced from 3 exons. Lineage: Eukaryota; Viridiplantae; Streptophyta; Magnoliopsida; Proteales; Proteaceae. The record is from RefSeq and is a predicted model, not a curated record. Bases 388 to 852 code for a protein of 154 amino acids. Gene Ontology annotation, cellular component: membrane.